AUGUACAAAGUGGGCGGACCGGUGCGGAAGUACCCUUCAUUUUCAGGCGAAGAUUUUGAUAAUCGAACGGUGACGCACUUCGUUGAAGAAUUUAAACGUACAAACAACAAAGGUUUAUCCCAAAAUAAACGUGCUCUUGGUCGUUUAUGCACAGCGUGUGAACGCGCAAAGGUAAAUAUUUGACUAACAAUUUGAUACUAACGAGGGAACCUUUCGAGAUGAUUAACCCUUUCAGGACCGGUUUAAUUUUUAUAUAUACAGUGCUGUUCAAAAGUUUAAGACCUUUUUUUAUUUUGCAAUAUCUCGGCUUCCAUGACAGAUAGAGACUUCAUCCUUUCGUCAAAAGAAA
Messenger RNA from Didymodactylos carnosus, 349 nucleotides. NCBI's taxonomy places the organism in Eukaryota, Metazoa, Rotifera, Eurotatoria, Philodinida, Philodinidae. The record is from the annotation of a GenBank genome assembly.